AUGCCGGCCACCUCACCGCGGUGCCAGGGUCCAGUACCCCGUCCAGGGGGAAGCCAAGAGCCCGCAUUAUACUCAGUCGCUGUUGACUGGGGCGGGCGGCAGGCUAUCGGCAACCAGAGAGGGAGCAAGCAGCAUCACCGGCGCUCUGGGGUGAAUGAAAGAGGAAGAAGGCUCUCCUGCACGUGCAAACGUGCUCUCUGUAGUAUUUGCCGGCUCCUCUUGCUCACUAGCGGGGAUGUCGAGCAGAACCCUGGCCCGUUAAUUCGCGGAGCCCAAUGGAAUGUAGGUGGAUUAACUCCGCCGAAGCGUCUCGCAUUGGAAAAUUUGCCCUACGACAGCAAGGUGGCCUUCUGUCUCCUGUCGGAGACGCAUUUCAAC
Messenger RNA from Trypanosoma conorhini, 378 nucleotides. RefSeq names its product Tcoingi protein. Lineage: Eukaryota; Euglenozoa; Kinetoplastea; Trypanosomatida; Trypanosomatidae. The annotation marks the transcript as partial. The record is from RefSeq and is a predicted model, not a curated record. The transcript has a single exon.